This is a messenger RNA of Vidua macroura (Pin-tailed whydah), 4450 nucleotides long. Its product is annotated as disintegrin and metalloproteinase domain-containing protein 9-like. Gene Ontology annotation, molecular function: metalloendopeptidase activity. Bases 234 to 2624 code for a protein of 796 amino acids. NCBI's taxonomy places the organism in Eukaryota, Metazoa, Chordata, Aves, Passeriformes, Viduidae. Gene Ontology annotation, cellular component: plasma membrane. The record is from RefSeq and is a predicted model, not a curated record. Gene Ontology annotation, biological process: proteolysis. The transcript is spliced from 23 exons.
AUCCAGUUUUAGAAGCGUUUCUUUUCUGCUCUUGGUGACAAUGUGGUUAUGUGGAAGAUGACUCUGAUCCUGGAAGAGCAAUGAUCUGCACAAAAUUAUGGACUUCUGCAGAGAUGCAGUAUCAGAGAGCUUUUUCUGUUGUUUACCUUCGGAGCAGACGGUUCUCAUUCUUCUGGUUCCCUGCAGAGCAGCCAGAGCCAGCUCAGAUGCUGGAGUAGUUUCUCUGGGGAGUCAUGUUAAUGCACAGCUUCUUUUUGUUCACUUUUGGACUAAUUUUAACUGGAAAGCCUUUUUGGAUGAAAGGUAUAUUCUCUGAACACACAUCCAGACUUUCAACAUUAGAAAUAAUCAUUCCUCGAAGUCUGACAGGCAGAGAGAAACAUCCCCCAUUUUCUCAUGAGGAGCAUUCAGAUGACAGUCUAUCUUACUCAGUUAAAACCAGAAAUGGAACAUACCUCCUAAAGCUGAAGAAAAAUAAAAAACUUCUUAGUGAUGACUUUAAGCUGUACACAUAUGGGGAAAAUGGGAAACUGCAGGCAACACCAUCCAAAAAUGAGACACACUGUUAUUAUCAUGGCACUGUUGAAGGAAUUGCUGACUCCACACUUGCUCUUAGCACAUGUGAUGGCCUUAGGGGAAUUCUCUACAUUGGAGGCAAAUGGUACGGAAUGGAGCCCCUCAACACACCCAGCACAUUUGAACAUGUGCUUUAUGAAUUGGAAGAUGAGCAGGGUAUCCCCUUCCACUGUGGGGUGCUGAAUGGCAGCCUGGAGCAUGAGAUGUUUGUGAAGCAGUCUGUGAAAUACACAUUUUCAUCAAACAGUACCUCCAGCAGGGACAGGCUCCUCAGGGAGAAGCGAGCUGUCCUGCCCCAGAAGAGCUAUGUGGAAUUGUUCGUGGUUGUGGAUCACAACAGGUUUUUGCUGAAGAAUUCUGAUCCUGCUGCAGUGCAAAAGGAAACAGUGGAGCUGAUUAAUUAUGUUGAUGGGAUGUAUAGAGCAUUAAACAUCCAGAUUGUUUUGGUUGGAUUAGAGGUUUGGACAGAUGCUAACCACAUAUCUGUAAUGGAUGGUUCAGCUGGAGAUGUGCUGAGUAGAUUUGUUUCUUGGAGACAGAAAGAUCUUCUGAAGCGCUCAAGAAAUGAUGUUGGUCACCUCAUAAUAGGGAGAAGCUCUUUCAGUGGAUCCAUUGGAAUGGCUUUUGUGGGUACUGUGUGCUCACAUGUCCAGGGAGGGUCAAUCAGCACUCUGAAUCAUAACAAAAUGUUACAUCAUGCCACAGUGGUUGCACAUGAGCUGGGGCACAAUCUGGGAAUGAAACAUGAUGACAAGAGGUGUCCUGCAUCCUAUAUCAUGCACAGCACAGAUAAUGGAUCCAGAAAUUUCAGCACCUGUAGCACUGAUGAUUUUGAAGCCUUUAUUCUAAACGGAGGAGGAAACUGCCUUAGAAAUCCUCCCAAAACAAGUAAUGUGUACAAAGAGCCUGUCUGUGGUAAUAAUGUGGUCGAUAAAAAUGAAGAAUGUGACUGUGGCAAACCACAGGAAUGCUCCAACCCCUGCUGUGAUGCUGCCACCUGCAAACUCACACCUGGCUCACAAUGUGCUCAAGGACUGUGCUGCAAAAACUGCAAGUUUCAAGUGGCAGGAGCAGAGUGCAGAGCAAAGCAGGAUGUCUGUGAUCUCCCUGAGUACUGCAAUGGAAGCACUGCCUACUGCCCAGAUGAUGUUUACAUCAUGAAUGGGCACCCAUGCAGCAGCAGCAAGGCUUAUUGCUACUAUGGAGUGUGCCAGAGCUUUGAUUCACAGUGUGAAUCUAUCUAUGGCAAAGGGGCACGAAAAGCACCUGAUAUAUGCUUUGAAAAAGCAAAUAUUAAAGGAGAUAGGUUUGGAAACUGUGGGAUGAAAGGUGGAGUGUACAAGAAAUGCCCUAUCCAGCACAGUCUGUGUGGGAAGCUGCAGUGCACGUCUGUCAGUCUUCAAAACCUCCCAGCCUGGAGCGUUGUCAAUAACGCAUCCGGGGUUUUAUGCUGGUCCUCUGACUUUGACCUAGGAUCAGAUAUCCCUGAUCCUGCCCAAGUUCAUGAUGGGACAGCCUGUGGAGAGAACAAGGCCUGUCUAGGUUUUGAAUGUCUUGAUGCAAGAUAUCUGGGCUACAGCUGUGAUGUAAAGCAGAAGUGUAAUAACAACGGGGUGUGUAACAACAACGGGAAUUGCCACUGCAACCGGGGAUGGGCCCCUCCAUCCUGCAACCACUCUGGCUACGGUGGCAGUGUUGACAGUGGUCCAGCUCACACAGAUACAUCACUUCGGGAUGGGCUGCUGAUUUUCUUCUUCCUGGUGCUGCCUGUAGCCAUCCUCACUGCAGUAGCAGUAUUAAAACGUGAUGCAAUAAGGAGAAGACUUUGCAGGAAAAGCAGAGGACAGCACAGGGAUAACAAUGGGCAGGAACCAAAGCAAGGCAACAGAGCAAGUCAUGAAACAGGAAAUAAUCAGCCUGCUGCAUCAAGUCACAAUAUUUUUACCAUAUUGCAUUUUCCUGGCACAAGGCAGCCAGUCCAAACCCAGCUUCCUGCAGCUUCCUCAGGACCUCAACGACCUCCAGUCCCACCCAGACCAGUUGUCUGAAAUGUUUCUUGGGAGCCCUCAACCAAUUCUGACAAGUGACUGGCCUGAAAAACAAAUUAAAGGACUUCAGUGCUCUCCUUGUGCAGCCAAAAUGCCUUUGGAAAGCACGUCCCUCCUGGAAAGCCUGGGUGCCAAGGGCCACUGAGCACAGAUUUGGUGACAGCCCAGUGUUUUGCUCCUUGCUGCUGGCUGUGUUUGUGCCUCCUCUACCUCACCUUUUAUGAAUCAGACCCUGAAGUUCACUGUGCACAGGACUGAAGCUGGGAGAGUGUCAGAGAACAGGACUGCUCCCUGCUGCUGCCUCCCUCUCAGGCCACAGAGAAGUGAAUUCAGCUGUUCACAGACAUAAUUCAAAGAUGGGAGAUCUGCACUUUUCCUCCUGGGCUCUCCUCUCCUCAGGACGCUGCCAGGGCCUGUGGAGCCAGGUCUGGGGACAGUCCCUGUGCCCUGCUCUGACACCUGCCUGCCAUCAGCCCUACCAAAGCUGGGCCCAGAGCCCACCUCUCACAACCCACCAGCCGUGUCAGCUUCCAUUUCAGGUAGUUUAUAAAAGUAACCUCGCCUGGGGACACCAGAAACUCUGUAGGUCAUGCCCUGAGCCUGAAAGAACACAUCCAUCUCUGUUACAGAAAAUAUGGGAUAUUGGGAAAUACCUCUACAGCUCCACAGUGGCUCAGUGUUUAAUGGGGGUUGCAGCUUGGCAUUUUUCCUAGAAACUGAUUCCACUACAAAAGCAACAGAUUUAACUUUUGUCAUUCUAAAUGGGACAGUUAGAAACCAGCACUGAUUUCAAAGAGGAUGUGUGGAGUGACAUCGUUUUCCAAAUAGGCCUCCAUCAGCUGUCUCUGUGUAGGAGAUGGAUGCAGGAAAUCCAGGGAAAAGUCUCCACCAGAAGGAGCAGCAGCUGCAGUGCAGAGAGCACCUCGCUGCCAAGAACAGAGCUGUGGGUGUGGAUCCACCUGUCCUUGGGGACUGCAGCACACCCUGCCUGUGCUCAUGCAAAUUUCAGAGUACAAGCUGGAAAAAGAGUGAAUAAAUUACAGGAUUGCCUCAGCGAGAGAAUAUUUCCAACACCUCAGAUGGCCACAUCACUGAAGAGGUGGAAAAAAAGAACCCAAAAGAGAUUGCUGGCAAAAAGUCUGUGUCUUCCAGGGAAGUGUCCUCUUCCUUAAUCCCUCAGAAUAUCAAACUGUUAUUAUUAAAUAUCCCUGUCAUUUAGACCUCAAAUGUAAUAUGAGAUUGAUUUUAUUUAUUACAAUUUAAAAUAAAUUCUCAGGGGCAGCACAUUUGGUUGUAUCUUUGUUUUGUGAUCACAAAAGGCACCGCUGGGCACGCGGGGAUGGCUCAGCCUUUGACACUCGGGGUGCACUGAAGAGAAUUCUCGCACUUAUUGUGACACCAGAGUGGGGUAAAAAAUGGGUAAAACCAGAACUGGGUAAAACUUGGGUAAAAAAUGGGUCAAACCAGAAGCAGGUAAAAAAUGGGUAAAACCAGAACUGGGUAAAACUUGGGUAAAAAAUGGGUCAAACCCGAACCGGGUAAAAAAUGGGUAAAACCAGAACUGGUUACAAAAUGGGUAAAACCAGAAUUGGGUAAAAGAUGGGCAAAACCAGAAUUGGGUAAAAGAUGGGUAAAACGAGACACGGGUAAAAAAUGGGUCAAACCAGACCCGGGUAAAAAAAUGGGUAAAACCACAAACGGAUAAGAAAUGGGUAAAACCAGAACCAGGUAAAAAAUUACUAAAACCAGAACUGGGUAAAAAAUGGGUGAAACCAGAACCAGGUAAAAAAUUACUAAAACCAGAACCGGGUAAAAAAUGGAUAAAA